This is a messenger RNA of Apiotrichum porosum, 1677 nucleotides long. RefSeq lists its product as uncharacterized. Bases 1 to 1677 code for a protein of 558 amino acids. Lineage: Eukaryota; Fungi; Basidiomycota; Tremellomycetes; Trichosporonales; Trichosporonaceae. Gene Ontology annotation, biological process: amino acid transmembrane transport. The transcript is spliced from 4 exons. The record is from RefSeq and is a predicted model, not a curated record. Gene Ontology annotation, cellular component: membrane. Gene Ontology annotation, molecular function: amino acid transmembrane transporter activity.
AUGAGUCGCUUCGACGCAUAUGAGGGCUCCGAGGGCUACUCGGAAGAAGACAAGAGCAAGGUCGCCACCGGUGGUGGCCUUGGCCUGCCGGGCUCUGGCGGUCUCGAGACCGGCCGCAUCGACAGCAUCCCAACGUCCACCGACUCGGACUUUCGUGCCAUCGACCCGGACUCGGGUGUCAAGCGUGGUCUCAAGACCCGCCACCUGUCCAUGAUGGCCUUGGCAGGCAUCAUUGGCCCCGGCCUGCUCGUCGGUUCGGGCGGUGCUCUGUCCAGCGGUGGCCCCGCAGCUUUGCUCAUUGGUUUCGGCGUGAUUGGCAUCAUCGCAUUCAGCAUCAUGCAGAGUCUGGGAGAGCUCACUACGCUCUACCCUACUGGUGGAGCCUUCACUGGUCUCGCUGACCGCUUUGUGGACAAGGGCUUUGGUGUUGCCGUUGGCUACAGCUACUGGUUCACCUGGGUCUGCGUCUUGGCCAACGAGUACAACGUUAUUACCUCCAUCUUUACAUACUGGUCUGACAAGGUCCCUCAGUGGGGCUACUUUCUCAUUUUCUGGUUUGCGUUCUUGGCCUUCCAGCUCCUUGGUGUCGAGUCCUUUGGCGAGGCCGAGUUCUGGCUCGCUUUGGUCAAGCUCGUCGGUCUCCUUGCAUACUUCAUCUUCUCCAUUGUCUACGUCUCUGGUGGUGUGAACGGUGAUGCUGUCGGCUUCCGCUACUGGCACGACCCCGGUCCGUGGUCGAACGGCUUCCGCGGUGUUGCCGUCGUGUUCGUCUACUGCUCGACGUUUUACGCCGGUGUCGAGUCGGUUGCCGUCGCUGCCACCGAGUGCCGUAACCCCCGCCGUGCCGUCCCGCUCGCCAUCCGUCAGACCUUUUGGCGUAUCGUGUUUGUCUACAUGGGUUCGGCCUUCUUCUUCGGCAUCACCUGCCCCUCGAACGCCGACGGCCUCGUCAACGGUGCCUCGCGCGCGCUCAAGUCGCCCAUGACCAUUGCCAUCCAGACUGCUGGCUGGAACGGCGGCGUCCACCUCAUCAACGCGUUCAUCUUCAUCACCUGUCUGUCGGCGUGCAACUCGUCCAUCUACAUUGGCUCGCGCACGCUCCUCUACAUGGGCCAGAACCGCAAGGCGCCCAAGAUCCUCGGCUGGACCAGCAAGCGCGGUGUCCCCAUCCCCGCCAUCGUCGUGACCAACCUCUUUGGCUGUCUCUCCAUGAUGAACCUGUCCACCGGUGCCGGCGAGGCUUACGGAUACAUUGUCAACCUGUCCGGUGUCGCCACUUUCCUCGUCUGGGGCGCCAUCUCGUUUGUCCACAUCCGUUUCCGCAAGGGAUGGAAGGCGCAGGGCUACUCGGUCUCGGACCUCCCGUUCAAGUCGUGGUUGUUCCCCUGGAACGCCUACUUUGGCCUUGCCGCCAACAUCUUCCUCGCCCUCGUCCAGGGCUGGACCAGCCUGUCGCCCUUCAACGCCGGCAACUUUGUCGACGCGUACAUUCUGCUUCCCGUCUUCGCCCUCAUCUGGUUUGGCUACAAGCUCAUCUUCAAGACCCACUUCUGGCGUGCCGACGAGAUGGACCUCCAGACCGGUCGCCGCAAGGACGUGGACAUGCUCGUCGAGAUCCAGGAGGGCGAGUUUACCAAGAAACAGCCUCUGUGGAAGCGUCUUGCUCGCAACGCUUAG